This is a messenger RNA of Siniperca chuatsi (mandarin fish), 885 nucleotides long. RefSeq names its product calcium and integrin-binding protein 1-like. The transcript has 7 exons. The coding region runs from base 125 to 694 and encodes 189 amino acids. Gene Ontology annotation, molecular function: calcium ion binding. Lineage: Eukaryota; Metazoa; Chordata; Actinopteri; Centrarchiformes; Sinipercidae. The record is from RefSeq and is a predicted model, not a curated record.
AAUGCAGACACCAGCUAGACACCGGAAGUAAGCGAUGCAAAACCAACUAUCGUUAGUUGCCUAGUAGUUCGGUGGGUAACUGUUUACAACAACAAAAGUACAUUUUCGAGUCGAAAGUUUCAAGAUGGGUACAACGGCAAGUCAACUUGGGAAGGAUUUGCUCUCAGAAUACCAAGAGCUGACAUUCUUGACAAAACAAGAAAUUCUUCUUGCUCACAAGAGAUUCACUGAGCUGCUCACGAAAGAUGAGAAAGGCCUUCCAAAUACCAGAGUACCAAUGGAGAGGAUUCUAACUCUGCCAGAGCUCAAGUCCAACCCUUUCAGGAAAAGAAUCUGCCAUGUAUUCUCAACAUCUGAACAGAAAGAUGGAAGCCUCACAUUUGAGGACUUUCUGGACCUCUUGAGUGCCUUCAGCGACUCUGCUACUCUGGAAAUCAAAUCCCACUAUGCAUUCCGCAUAUUUGACUUUGACGAUGAUGGGACUCUUGAUGUUGUUGAUCUGGAGAAGUUGGUUAACUGCCUGACCGGUGAGACAGAUGACACAAGACUAACAACCGAAGAAAUGAGACAGCUCAUCAGCAACAUUCUUGAAGAGUCCGACAUUGACAAGGAUGGAACCGUGAACCUCUCAGAGUUUCAGCAUGUCAUUUCAAGGUCACCAGAUUUUGUCAGUUCUUUCAAGAUUGUGCUGUGAAGACCUGUAGCAGGCGGUGGCAAUGCAUUACCCUUUAACUCCCAUAUGGUGUUUAAUUUUCAGUUAGAACAAUUUUAGAUAUUUGCCUUAAAUUAUAUUUACCUGUGGAUUUUACUGCCUUAACUGUUGUAUCAUUUGUGAAAUAUAAAACCUGUGAUUUUUUAAAAAAUUAAAAAUAUUUCCAAAAACUA